Danio aesculapii is the source of this 1787-nucleotide messenger RNA. Its product is annotated as kelch-like protein 10. Gene Ontology annotation, molecular function: protein binding. The transcript has 8 exons. NCBI's taxonomy places the organism in Eukaryota, Metazoa, Chordata, Actinopteri, Cypriniformes, Danionidae. Bases 42 to 1787 code for a protein of 581 amino acids. The record is from RefSeq and is a predicted model, not a curated record.
AAGAGUGCAUACAUUUACUAAAGAGAAAUAUCUCAGUGAAAAUGGAGAACUUUAACAGUCCCACAGCUUCAAAUGUGUUUGAUGAAGCGCGUUUACUGGGCGAACACACUGACCUGAUCAUCAGGGCGAAUGGCACUGAAUUUCAAGUGCACAAGAUCAUCAUGUGUGCCUGCAGCCCUUAUUUUAGGGUACUUUUCUCCUCCAAAUGGACCAGCACAGCUGAACAAACCUAUGACAUCCCAGAAAUGUCUCCAGACAUCUUAUAUCUCAUUAUUCAGUACGCAUACACAAGAUCUGCGCUCAUUACAGCAGAGAAUGUGUUGAAGCUGUUAGUGACAGCUGAUCAGCUCUUAAUCUCGGGUCUUGUUGCUGGCUGCUGUCAGUUUCUGGACACACACUUACGUCCAGAGAACUGCAUUGGCAUCUACAUGAUAACCAAGGACUUUCACUCCUGCUUAAACCUCCACCAUAAAGCGAAGCGGUUCAUGCUGCAGCACUUUGAGAAUGUCCUGCAAGUGUCUGAGGAGUUUCUGGAGCUCCCGCUGAAGGAGCUUGAGGAGAUCAUUGAUGACGAUAAACUCAACGUCAGACAUGAGGAGGUGGUUUUUGAGGCCAUCCUUCACUGGAUUGAUCAUGAACCAGAAAGCAGGAGGAAACACAUUGUGAUUCUUUUGCCAAAGGUUCGCCUGGGACUGAUGACGUUACAAUACUUCAUGAAUAAUGUAAAGCACAACCCUCUGGUGAUGGAGAAUGAAGCCUGCAAGCCUGUGAUCCUCAGCGCUAUGAAGGCCUUAUUCGACUUUCAGUUUGAUGGACCAAUAAGCUCAGAGCUCCUACAUCAACUGACCCGCCCCCGUCUGCCUUCUGCAAUCCUUUUGGCCAUCGGAGGAUGGAGCAAUGGACCGACCAAUGAGAUUGAAGCGUUUGACGUGAGGGCGGAGCGUUGGGUCAGUGUGAAUGAAGUGGACGAGCGGUCCAUGGCAUAUCUUGGCACUGCAGUUCUGGAGGAGUUUGUUUACUGCAUUGGUGGUUAUGACAGUGUGGAGUAUUUCAACAGUGUCAGGAAACUCAACCUCAUCACUCAGACUUGGCAUGAGGUGGCUCCUAUGUAUGAGAGGAGAUGCUAUGUCAGUGUUGCUGUCCUGGAUGGACUCAUUUAUGCCAUCGGUGGCUUUGAUGGACAUGAACGGCUGAAAUCAGCUGAAUGUUAUAAUCCAAACACCAACCAGUGGACACUCACUGCGCAAAUGAACGAACGCAGGAGUGACGCCAGCGCCAGCUCACUACAGGGCAAGGUUUACAUCUGUGGUGGUUUUACCGGGACAGAGUGUCUCUUCUCAGCUGAAUGCUUCAAUCCUCAGUCAAACCAGUGGACGCUCAUUGCUCCGAUGAGAAGCCGCCGCAGUGGUCUUGGUGUGAUCGCAUACGAUGGUCUGGUUUAUGCUGUUGGUGGUUUUGAUGGUGCCAGUCGCUUGCGGACUGCAGAGGCCUACAAUCCACUGACUAACAUCUGGAGGGAUGUUGCAUCUAUGCACAAAACACGCAGCAACUUUGGAAUUGAGGUGGUUGAUGAUCAGUUGUUUGCAGUCGGAGGAUUCGACGGAUCGGGCACCAUCUCUAAUGUGGAGUGUUACGAUGUGGAGAUGGAUGAAUGGUAUUCGGUAAACAAGAUGUCGAUCUCUCGCAGUGCUCUAAGCUGUUGUGUAGCGACAGGAUUGCCGAACAUCAUACAAUACGUGGCCCAGCGGGACGCAGUCCAGAUACAAGACGAGUCUGACAAUGAAUGA